This is a messenger RNA of Chanos chanos (milkfish), 3524 nucleotides long. RefSeq names its product mitogen-activated protein kinase 6 (gene mapk6). The transcript is spliced from 6 exons. The record is from RefSeq and is a predicted model, not a curated record. Gene Ontology annotation, biological process: protein phosphorylation. Lineage: Eukaryota; Metazoa; Chordata; Actinopteri; Gonorynchiformes; Chanidae. Gene Ontology annotation, molecular function: MAP kinase activity; ATP binding. The coding region runs from base 773 to 2956 and encodes 727 amino acids.
CGACAGUCUCAGAGCACAGGAGGAGCGCAGUGUAACCUGAUCAAAUUGGUUAGGAGAAAAUCACACAUGAAAGGAACAAGAAUAGUUAUUCCAAUGUAAAAUGGAGGAUAGUUUUGAUUGCGACUGUGGUGAGCUCGAGCCACCUGAUCAUUGAGGGGAAGCGUUCGAAGUGAGAUCAGCUGAUAAGUUGUGCUUUAGAAUCAGGUGGUCUGGACAGGGAGAAAAAAAAAAAAAAAAAGAUUAGAAUAAUAAAAUUUGUGCUGCUUGGCACAUUAGAAUGAUGCUGCUCAGGACCAGUCAUACACUGAAUGUAUCUGCACUGUGAGGAUGAAAAUGGACACUUCUAUUAUUUCUUUUGAGUUCAUAGGUUUAUAAUUGGCCUCCAAAUCCAUUCCAUUAAAACCUAUCGCAGUAGAGUUUCAGAAAACCGCGAUUCAUUUAGAAGUUAAUGGUUUGAAAAAAAAGAAUCCCAAGUACCUAUAUUGAGAUUAAACGGCUUGAAUUUUCUGAACAAUGACAACACAGUCUGGUAACAUAUCAAAAAGCUCUCUUAGUUGAAAGACUGUGAGGGCCAGGCAGGGGGGAACUCGCAAGUCCUUUUGUGACUUUAUCUGCCCAAAACAUCUGAAUAAGGAAAAAGUAGUUUCAGGAUUUUCUGAUAUCGUCACGGGCAAGUGAACUGCAAUCCAAAAUUUCCUCUGGCUGUAUUGGUCGUAACCAAAUCGAGAUCCUUUUAAAGUAACUUGAGGAAGAGGUUUCUGCCGAAGAUAAAAUGGCAGAGAAAUUCGAAAGCCUCAUGAAUAUUCAUGGCUUCGACCUGGGCCCCCGUUACAUGGACCUGAAGCCGCUCGGCUAUGGUGGAAACGGUCUGGUUUUCUCCGCUGUGGACACAGACUGUGACAAGAGGGUGGCAGUGAAGAAGAUAAUCCUCACAGACCCCCAGAGUGUGAAACACGCCCUGCGGGAGAUAAAAAUCAUCCGACGCCUCGACCACGACAACAUCGUCAAGGUGUUCGAGACCCUGGGCCCCUGCGGCAGGCGGCUGACGGAGGAUGUGACCUCCCUGACGGAGGUGAACUCUGUCUACAUCGUUCAGGAGUACAUGGAGACGGACCUGUGUAAACUGCUGGAGCAGGGACUCCUCUCGGAGGGUCAUGCCCGUCUCUUCAUGUACCAGCUCCUGCGUGGCCUCAAAUACAUCCACUCUGCCAACGUCCUGCACAGAGACCUCAAGCCUGCCAACCUCUUUGUCAACACAGAGGACCUGGUACUGAGAAUUGGAGACUUUGGACUGGCUCGAAUUAUGGACCCGCAUUAUUCCCAUAAGGGUCACCUCUCCGAAGGCCUGGUCACAAAGUGGUACAGAUCACCGCGCCUGCUGCUCUCCCCCAAUAACUACACCAAAGCCAUCGACAUGUGGGCAGCCGGCUGCAUCUUCGCCGAGAUGCUGACGGGGAAGACCCUCUUUGCAGGUGCUCAUGAGCUGGAGCAAAUGCAGCUGAUCCUGGAGUCCAUUCCUGUGAUCCAUGAGGAGGACAGGCUGGAGCUGCAGAGUGUUAUCCCUGUGUUCAUUAAGAACGACAUGUCCGAACCACAGACUCCGCUGGCCAAACUGCUGCCAGGCGUCAGUGCUGAGGCCUUGGAUUUCCUGGAGAAAAUCCUGACCUUCAACCCCAUGGAUCGGCUAACUGCGGAGGAAGCCCUGGCUCAUCCUUACAUGAGUGAUUACUCCUUUCCCUUGGACGAGCCAAUCUCCAGCCAUCCCUUCCACAUCGAGGACGAGGUGGAUGACAUCCUGCUGAUGGAUGAGAGUCACAGCCACGUCUAUAACUGGGACAGGUACCAUGAUAGCCAGUUUUCUGACCAAGACUGGCAUCUCCACAGUACCCAUGAGGCCGAGGAGGUUCAGCGAGACCCCCGCGCCAUGUCGGACUUCACCGACGAGGAGGAGGUGCAGGUGGACCCUCGUAAGUACAUGGACGGAGACCGCGAGAAGUUCUUGGACGAUCCCUCCUUCGACACCAUGUUUCCGCCGGAGCGGUCGUGGCAGUACGAGGACCACCACGAGAACAAGUACUGCGACCUGGAGUGCAACCACACCUGCAACUACAAGGCCGUGUCGCCGUCCUACCUGGACAACCUCGUCUGGCGCGACAGCGAGGUCAACCACUACUACGAGCCCAAGCUUAUCAUCGACCUGUCCAACUGGAAGGAGCAGCAGAGCAAGGAGAAAGCGGAUAAGAAAGGGGUCAAAACCAAGUGCGAGAAAAACGGCUUGGUCAAGGCACAGAUCGCCCUGCAGGAGGCCUCCCAGAACCAGGCGGAGAAAGACUGGGAACAGGAAAAGAACCAGAACCAGGGCUUCGAUUUCGACUCCUUCAUCGCCAGCACCAUCAAGCUCAGCCUGCAGCCCGAGCCCUGCGAGGUCGGCCUCCUCAACGAGCUCAACAGCUCCGUGUCCCAGAUGGAAAGCCGUAACUCCAUGUCCAAGUCCAUAAGCCAGGAGAAAGAGGAGAAGUGCUUGGUCAACCUGGCCCAGCUGGGGGGCCGAGCACCCAAUCCCUGGGAGAGUUUCACCGGAUACGUGGGCGUCCCGGGCGAGGAGAGCUGCCUGAUCGACGAGGCUUGCUGGGACGCCAGGAAGGACGACGGGCUGCAGACGAGGGAGACCAUCUACACCAGUUACUUGGACCGGCUGUUCAGCAAAAGGGAGGAGGCGGUGGAGGUUUUGGAGCCGGAAUCCGCGGAGGUGAAGUCUGCGGAGGACGGCUUCCUGCCCAGGAACGGAGAGAUCGUGUUCAACGUGCAGCUGGAGUCGCUCGCCCUCCCCGGGGUCGACGGCGCGGCCGAUUUACCGCUCAAGUCUCUACAGGCCACGCUAACGCCCUCGGCCGUCAAAUGUUCCCCCCAAAUCGCCCACAAAACCUACAGCAGCAUUUUUAAACAUCUGAAUUAAACCCCCCCCGCCCCAGUGCGAGAUUUCGACUUAUUUUUUUAUAUAUAUUGGUAGUGUAUUACUUUACUUGAAUCAUUUCAUACCUUUUAUGUAUGGUUACUUUUUAAGAAACCUUUUUUUUUUUUUUUUUUUUUUCCAAUUCUAUGACUUUAGUAGAUGACUUGAGUUGAUAAAUUCGUAAAGUGUCAGUCAACACACUUUCAACAUUUUACUCAUUUGAGCCCCUCUGAGCUUCAUAUCUGCAUCUUGAUUACAAAACAAACAAACAAACAAACUGGCAUGUCAUUUGCACACCGUGUAUUAUAGAUACAUGUACGAGGAGGUAAGUUAGAUGGGGAGGUUUUUUUUGUGAGAAGUUGAAGAGAGAGAAGAGGGAGAAAAGGAAAGGGUUUUUUCAUUUUAAGGUGAACAGAGGGACACAGUGAGAAAAUGCACUAAAAAAAAAAAAAAAAAGACUGACAUUUUGCUGUCCUCGGCCUGGACGAGGUCUUCGAAUAAAAAAAAACAAAACACCUGGUUAGAGGGGGGACAGGCAGGUAGAUUCACCUUAUUUCCAUAUUGAUCUUUU